Letharia columbiana is the source of this 993-nucleotide messenger RNA. RefSeq lists its product as uncharacterized. The record is from RefSeq and is a predicted model, not a curated record. The transcript has 2 exons. The coding region runs from base 1 to 993 and encodes 330 amino acids. NCBI's taxonomy places the organism in Eukaryota, Fungi, Ascomycota, Lecanoromycetes, Lecanorales, Parmeliaceae.
AUGUUUUCCAGGUCCGCUUUCUUCACGGGGCGUACUCCUCCAGUGCCUGAAGCCUUCCCAAAAAGUGCUACCGCUCGCGGAAAACAGAAGGACAAGAAUGAAUUGGAACAGAACCAAUCUGCACCCCAUUCGCCCUCCCCAGAGACAUCAAGAGCUUCGAGGUCCUCAAGUCCUAUCCAGCCCCAGUUGAGAGACUCGAUUAACAAGAGCUCUUCCAGUUUCAUCGGCAAGAACGCCAGCCCUGAUCAUCUAGAUGUUCUAGCUGAGGCGGCCACGUCGAGCCGUGCGAAGGGCGCAGAGACUGAGGCUCGCGCGCGCGAACUGAUUGAAAAGGAAGGUCUGAAUCAGGCUGAGAGGAUAAGCAGCAUGGCUGCUGAGAAAAGACACUUCGUUGAGAUGGUCCAAAAGCAAGCGGUCGAAGAGGCGACGGACCCCAACCACAAGAGUUUGUGUAAAAAAGUUGGAGAGAUGGUAGGGCAGGACCUCGCAGAAGUUACAAUUUACCCAAUGCUUGAUAUCGAGCAUAGUGAUAAGGCGAUGAUUGCAAGAGUCAAGAAUCUGCUUGGUCCUAGUAUUUCCGAAGAUGACGUUGUGCUCGGGAAGCCAUUUGUUGCUGAGCAGGAAGACAGUAUGGCAAUAUUGGAUGAUGAAUCGCUCUGCGGGAUUCUCGUGACAACACAAAGUCUCCGCGGGGCAGUCAGAGUUGCUGACCUUGCCAAUCUCAAGAAGCAAAGAGAGAAAGGUUUCGUCGGAUAUGGGGAGGUUAAGACCCACCCCAAAGAGCUGUGGGAUUCUCUUGUUAUGAUCGUCAAACGCGGUCAAAAUGCUGUUGUUGAGGGGAGCCCCACAUUGCGGUUGUUCAUGAGAGUGGCGCAGGGGACUGCCGAGGACGUUGCAAUGCUUGCCGCUGAGGAUGCCUGGCUUUUUAGAACGCCCGCGCAUGUUGGGAUGCCCCCUGCUGUAUGGCAUAAUUAUGAUUUCACCAAAAAAUGA